Aspergillus uvarum CBS 121591 is the source of this 2658-nucleotide messenger RNA. RefSeq lists its product as uncharacterized. Gene Ontology annotation, cellular component: Mcs4 RR-MAPKKK complex. Gene Ontology annotation, biological process: osmosensory signaling via phosphorelay pathway. The record is from RefSeq and is a predicted model, not a curated record. Bases 1 to 2658 code for a protein of 885 amino acids. Gene Ontology annotation, molecular function: phosphorelay response regulator activity; protein kinase activator activity. NCBI's taxonomy places the organism in Eukaryota, Fungi, Ascomycota, Eurotiomycetes, Eurotiales, Aspergillaceae. The transcript has 4 exons.
AUGCCUGACCGUCGGUGGCUUCGACUGAAGGCGAAGCUCUGGCGGCGAUCGUCGACAUCCUCCGUUCCGGCCGCCGCCACCACCACCGAUGGAUCUGCUGGCGGUUAUCCUCCGACCCCAUCGUCUCUUCCUUCCGAUUUUCCCCAUCGAGACAACCACGUCAAUCCUGUCAACCGCAACGGACAGCUGCAGGACCCAUCGGCUAACGUUUCUCCGUCCGCCGAUCACCAGACAGCCCGCCGCGCACACUCCUGCCAGACUCUGUCUCGACCUUCUCCCGACGACGGCCGUCCUCCCAGCCACCCGGUCGCUUCGGAGCACGGUGAUUCCUUAGCUUCUGCCGCUGUGGGCGACAUUUCCCGCUCACCGGUCCCGACUUCCAGCCGAGGACAACUCGACGGUCCUCUCGACGACACUCCAUCCGCAAAGCCCGGACCAGAAGAUACGGUCGAAGAGCAGCGCGACGAGAAUCGACCGUCGGCCAUUCAGCAAACGGGCGCUGCAUCCUCCAGUGCACCCCGACUCCCGCUGCAGCGCAAGCCUGUCGCUCGCACCUCAUCAUCCAGCAAACGUCCCAACUCGAGCCUGUGUUCUGAGCACGGUCACCCCCCACCAGAAACGAGUCUCGCUCCCGAUCGCCUACCCUCGCCGACACCAACCCCUUCCCCUCCAAGUGCCGGUCGCGCCAACGCCCCGUCUUUCCAGCUUUCUUUCAACAGUCUGGGCCUAGAACGCCUGGGGUCUGCGGUUGUUGAACCCCAAUUACCCGUCUUAGAUGCAGUUGCGGAAAAUCCACCCGGAGAAUCCACAACCUACCAGGUAGUGACUUCAACCACACCCGCACCGUUCCCAAAGCGCCCAAGUCUUGGUUCCCGCCGUCAGUCAUUGCUUGCGCCGUCGCACCAACACCUGAUUAACAGCUUGCUGGAUCCUGGGCCCACGGGCGAACCAGACGGAUUUGACAACGGUCGCUUCAAUACGUACGGCACAGGUAUGGCCCGCAAGAUCUGGGUCAAACGGCCAGGUGGGUCGGCCACUCUGGUCCCCAUCACGGAUGACUUCGUGGUGGACGAGCUGCGAGACCAGGUGAUCAACAAGUAUGCCAAUUCUCUGGGCAAGACUUUCGAUGCGCCCGAUAUCGUCGUCCGGAUCUCACCACGAGAGGGCUCCAAUCGACAAACAACACCCGAUCGGAUCCUGAGCCCAGAGGAGUCAUUGAUGAACGUGGUGGAUACCUACUAUCCCGGAGGACAAGUCAUUGAGGAGGCUCUUAUUAUCGACAUUCCUCAGCGACGCACACCCAAACCGUCCCCGCGCCCUCAAGCCUACUAUAACCAGUCCGAGCCAGGCGAGCAUGGCGACUACUUCCCUCUCAUGCCAGCAAAUCCCACUGUUCCCACACCGCCAUCACACCCAAACAACUCCUCUGCCAGUGUCAACGCCCAUCCCGCCCCGUCAAUAUCAAUCCUCACCACAGGUAUGGCCCCGCCACUGCCUUCGCCGGGCAGUCGCGGGAGUCGACACCCGCGUCGACCGCCACUCACUCGCCAUACUACAAAUUCUCCUACGAUGCUAGGCCAGGUGACGGCCCCGAAAGACCCCAACGGUGUCCCAGGACCGCUAUCGUCCCAGCCGGUGCCUUCCAUUCCCACUCCGCCCGGUCCUCCCCCGGAGUCGCCUCAGGCCAAGUCGCUUACACCUCCUGCACGUGGAGCUUCUCCGCGGCCCCGUCCGUCUGCGUCGUCCACCAAGCCGAAGAAACCGAGUGUGACACAGUCAUUGAGUGGAGCCUUUGGUGGUCUCAUUGAGGGCACAGUGCCACCGAUCAACGUGCUGAUCGUUGAGGACAAUAACAUCAAUCAAAGGCUCUUGGAGGCGUUCAUGAAGCGUCUGAGUGUGCGUUGGAAGUGCGCUGCAAACGGCGCAGAGGCCGUGAAGAAAUGGCGACAGGGCGGUUUCCACUUGGUAUUGAUGGAUAUUCAAUUGCCCGUCAUGAAUGGAUUGGAUGCAACGAAGGAGAUUCGGCGACUAGAGCGGCUGAACGGCAUCGGCGUGUUCCCCAAAACCGCCGAUGGACGGGCUAGUGCGGCCACGGCCAGUGUGACCUCCCCGCCAGCCGUUGCAGGCAACAGUGAUCCCUUGAAUGAAGAAGACACGUUACAUGACUUGUCUCUUUUCAAAAGCCCGGUCAUUAUUGUGGCAUUGACGGCGAGCAGCUUGCAGAGUGAUCGUCAUGAAGCCCUGGCGGCUGGCUGCAAUGAUUUCUUGACCAAGCCUGUGCGAUUCGAGUGGUUGCAGCAGAAGGUUACGGAAUGGGGAUGCAUGCAAGCUCUGAUCGACUUCGAGGGCUGGCGCAAGUGGCGUGGCUACGCCAAUGAUACCUACUACUUUCCACCGGGUGAAGGCCAUACAAGCCCCAUGCAGACCGGAACCGAGACCGCGUCGAAGAAACCGUCCCCGAGUAUCACUCCCUCACCGUCGUCGAUGCCCAGUCAAAAUGGCAAGAAGGAGCGCAAGGCCCUCCAUCUGCCUAAACCCAUUGAUGUGACCCCCGAAGAUUCUUCUGGAAGUGGGAGUGGAGAGGGACUGGAUUCGCCAAGCAGCCCGGUGACAUCUGUCCCAGUCCCAGGAAUCCCAGCCGAUGCAGACGCACUCUAA